Molecule: messenger RNA, 1618 nt
Organism: Ectocarpus siliculosus
Lineage: Eukaryota; Phaeophyceae; Ectocarpales; Ectocarpaceae
Source: the annotation of a GenBank genome assembly
GCAGUUUACCUCCGAUUUUACGCGUCUGUGGCUUGUUAGCACAUGGGGCGAGCCAGCGAUGAGAUUGGGCGUGCUCAAUUCGAUUCGUUGGGUGUUGUUGCUGUGGAAAGUGUAGGUGUUGUUGCUGUUGUUGUUGUUGUUGUUGUUGAAGCUGCUACCGCUGCCGCUACUGCCGCUGCUGCUGCUGCUUCUGCUGCUGCCUUGCGUGGUGGCGAUGAAAUUCUGGUCGUCCUUUUGUCCUUCCCAUGCUUGACCGGCCUACAAGUCCGUCUUCGGAAUGAAUGUCGUACGGACUCACGUCAAGUUGGACUCAACCCUUCUAGACCUCAACCACCGUCGCCUCUCCCCGUCCCCCGGCAACUGAAUCGGAAAAGCCAUGGGGCAAAACGGGAUGAUGUUGAUGCGAGAGAACCAGGUCGGAAACGCUGUAGCAUGGCGCGAGAGGAGGCACUUACAUUGAAACAAGGGUUUCGGGGUUUGAUUUUCGUGAUUUGUCACAACAAAGACCGGGUUUUUGUCUGCUCAAGGAGCCAUCUAUCUAUCUUUAGCUGUGUAUCUAACGGGGCGGUUGGUUGUGAGGUAGCGAGACAGAUGUUGUUGUUGUUGACGUCGUUGGUGACUUUCUUGUUGUCAUGGUCCACGGCUGCUUGCCGUGUGGCAAAUGCCGAUGAUACUUGUUUUGGGAUGCGUGUAUCUGCGAGGACGUGUCAACUGUCGGCAGGGACAUAAGUCAUCAUUCGUGUUUCUUUGUUUUUGAUACCGGCGACAGGGCGGGUCAGCAGGUCGUCGCCGGCAGUAGAUCACGCGCUUGGGUUGUAUUUGGUCGUUCAGACGUGGGCUGUCGGGGGGUUCGCUGUGUUGCUCCAACCCCGGCUCGUUGUGUUUUUCGCCGGUUGGGCGUGCGUUUUUCGGGAAGGUGUCGAAUCAACGAACGGCAGACACAGUACGAUGGGUUUGGUAAUCGAGGCGGAAUUUGGGGGCACUGACGCCUGGUGAACGAGGCAGAGUCGGGCGGCUGUGAAUUGAUGUAGAGCAAGGAGGGGAGGGGGGUUGUGGUGUGCCGGCACCACGUGUUUGUUUGUUUGCGUGGAAAACACAACAAACGGCACACGAGGGGGCUCUUCUUUCUCUCACCGCCUCCUUUCUGCGGUUUGUUUCUCCCCAACUUCUUCUCAACGCUGGCACUUGCUCAUGAAGGAAAAAGUAGGUUGUUGUUGUUGUUGCUUCGCCAUGGCAAGGAAGGGGGGGGGUGACGCUACGUCCUCAUUGCUCUGAACGAGGGUUCUCCGCAGUGUAGUGCAUGACUUGGGUGUUGGUGUCUGUUUCGGGACUAUGUAGGGACGUGGAUGAUGAUCAACACGCACACUCGGUGUGAGAGUAGAUUCCCUUGAGGGAUGAAGAAAAAGAAAAAAGUAAGUGUAACAACAGUCGAGGGACACGGGGCGUACUAUAAUAGUGCCGUCGGAUGGGAUGUAUUUUCACUCCUCGUGAUAUUUUUGCCAACUGGGUACAACAAGCUUAAGAAUUUGUUCGCAUUAGUUAUGUGCAUUACAGCCAGCUUACCUAUACACGAAGACUACCCACGUUGUGGAAGGCGCAACAGAGCUUAAUUUCUUUU